Apis florea (little honeybee) is the source of this 4456-nucleotide messenger RNA. RefSeq lists its product as uncharacterized. The record is from RefSeq and is a predicted model, not a curated record. NCBI's taxonomy places the organism in Eukaryota, Metazoa, Arthropoda, Insecta, Hymenoptera, Apidae.
UCUUAGAAUUUCCCCUAUCAAACUGAUUCCCCUUCUUCACUUUAAUCCAAAUCCUCAUACUUCUUGAUCUCUUUGCAAGAUCGAGCAUAAGUAAGCCAUAGAAGAAAUGAAAAGAAGUGUUUGGUAGCGUAGUUUCGACGAUCAAUCUAAUAGGAUUAUCAUCAAAUAGAAGCUAACAGUCACAAAGAAGAGAUCGAACUAAACUAAAGCUAUGCGACUGAUUUUUAUCAUUUUAGUUUUCUUUUCGGGAACAGUACUCUCAAGAUACUAUGAAAAAAGACGUUUUGAUCGUUCCGUAUAUGAUGACUUUGAAAUAUCGAAUACUCGUAAACUCGCAAUAAAUAAACAAUGGACAUUUACUGAUUACAAAACGCAUUUUAAAGCAUAUAAAGAUAAAAAAGAAAAUAAAUGUUAUAUACAGAAAUUUGAAGAUAAGGAGGAACUUUUAGAAAAUAAAAUCAAACAAAGAUUCAAAACUUUUUAUAUUUCGAAUGAAUUUUUAACAAAAUUAAAGGCAUGGCAACUUGCGGGAGAAAGAAUAGUUAAUUUUUGUAAUAAACGUAAAAUUAUUUUAAUACAGAGAGUUGCAUCUAUAUUAAAUCCAACAAAUAUUCACUAUUUUAAUUCACUUUCUUUCGAAAAAUAUUUACUUCAACCAUCUUUGAUAAAACGUGCCAAAAGACAAAUUGUAUUUGAAAAAAAACAGAAAUUUAAUAAAAAAUUUAAAGAAAAUCGUUUACGUCGUCAAAUACAACAAUCUCCAGGCAAAUUUCAAGGGCAAACACAAUCUCAGUAUUUAAGUAUUGAUAAUAAUAAUAAUAAUAAAGAAGAAGGCAAAGCUGAAGCUGAAGCUACUCAACAAUCUUCACGCGCAGUUGUUAGUGGAAAAUAUGGUAUGGGUCAAGCACAAAGUAUGUCAUUAGGUAAUAUUGGAUGUGAAGAUUGUCAAAAAUAUUCUGAUGAAAAUGCUCCAGAUAGAUAUGUUCAAAUUCCAGCAACCAAACAAUCAGAGGACACUAUUGUUCAUCCUAGUAAAAUUAUUCCAGGAAUAAGCACUACUUAUUCUGAUAGAAUACCUAUUAGAGGUCAUAUACCUUACUUUAACAAUAUACAUGGUACCAGUGGUAUAACAACCUAUCCUGGCAGUGUAGAUGGUACAACAAAUAGUAGAACAACUUAUCCUGAAGGCGGAAGUAUAACUUAUCCAAGUGUGUCUGAUACUAUAACAGGUGUUGAUGUAACUCAUCCUGGAAGUAUAUCUGGUACUAAAACUGGUGAUAUAGCUUAUCCUGCAGUUUAUCCUGGAAGUGUAUCUGGUACUACAAUUGGUAGUAAUAUAGUUUAUCCUCAAGGAAUACCUGGUACUGCAAUUAAUACUCAUUUAACUUAUCCUGGAAGUAUACCUCAUACUGCUAUUGGUAGUAGUAUAGCUUAUGCUGGAGAUAUAUCUAGUACUAUAGCUAAAGAUAAUAUAGCAUAUCCUGGAAGUGUACCUGGCAUUGCAACUAGUAAUAGUGCAGCUUAUCCUGGAAAUAUACCUAGUACUACAACUAGCGGUGAUAGAGCUUAUCGUAAAGGUAUAGCUACUGGUGACAUAGCUUAUCCUAGAGAUAUACCUAGUACUAUAAGUAGUGUAGUAUAUCCUAGUGGUAUAUCUGAUACUACAACUGAUAGUGAUGUAAUUUAUCGUGGAAAUGUACCUGCUACUAUUAAUAGUGGUGUAGUUUAUCCUAGUGGUAUAUCUAGUACUAAAGCUAGAGGUGCUACAGCUUAUAGAACUAUACCUGGAUCUACAAUUGGAAGUAGUGUUUAUCCUCAAAGUCUAUCUGAUGCAACAAUUGAUGGUGGUAUUACUUACCCUAGUGUUGAUGAUGGAAUUGCGCCUAGUACUAUAACCAGUGGCACUAUAAUUUAUCCUGGUAGUAUACCUGGCACUGUAGCUAAUGAUGGUCAUGGUCAAAUUAUAACAAAUUCAAAAGCAAUUGCAGAUGCCAAAAUUUAUCCCACUGGACAAAUACCUUCAAAACAAUUCUUUGGAACUUUACCUGGUCGUACUGCAAUUGGAACUACAAAUAUUAGAGAAAUUUCUAUUACAGUUCCAAGUGGUGAAGCUUAUUCGGGAGAUAUUAUUCCAAAAACUACAGGACAUUUUAUAAUAGAUGAUCAAGCAAAAGUUAGUGCUGAUGGUAGACUUCAAGGAUCUGAUCGAAAAAUUGAAACUGAUCAAUCAGGAAUUUCUUAUCCACAUGGCAUUGUAAGAAUUCAAGCUCCUGAAGCAAGAAAAUAUCCCAAUAGUCAUACAGAAAUACCAUUAGGUUAUCCAAUGCAAGGGCAAUAUCCUAGGACAUGGCAUGACAAUAGAGGAAUUUUAACUUUAGGUCAAAUUGAUAAUGGACAAAAUAUAGAACAAUAUCCAAGUGAAAAACAAAGUAUCAGACAAUAUCCUGUUAUACAAUAUCCAUUAACUGGAGAAUCUCUAUCGAAUAUUAAAAAAAUUCCUCAAUAUUAUCAAUCUAAUACUGAUUUACAUAUAGAAAAUGAUAAUUCUAAUUCUCAAGUAUCUAGUUCUAUAAAACAAACAGAUUUAGGAACUCAAGCAAGUGCAUCUGCUCAAGGAAAAUUUGGACAAGGUACAGCUCAAUCUCAGGUAACAGGUACUUAUAGUGGUUCUGGAUCAUUCUCAGCUCAAGCUGGUAGUACUGAUAUUAAUAAAAGUGCACAAACAGAAAUUAAUGGUGGUAAAGAAGGUGCUGUAAGUAAUGCUCAAGCACAUGGUGGUUAUGGAAAAAGUCAAGCACAAGUACAAUUAAAUUCAGAAUUAGGUGCUACAACAACAGGUGCACAAAGCAGUGGUUGGAAUCAUGGUACAAAUUCUCAAGUACAAGCAAGUUCAAAAGGUGGAAUGGCGGAUGCUCAAGCAAACGGUGAAGGAAGUACUUCAAGUCAAGCUCAAAUUGGUUUUCAACCAUAUCUUAAAACAGAUGAAAAAAUUGAAAAAUACUUGAAACCAUUUCACGGAAGUGGAACAGCUUCCGCUCAAAGUGGAACAUAUACAGGACAAUCUCAAUCUCAACUUGAAGGAUCUUUUCAAUAUGGAAUUACUUAUACUGGUGCUGCACAAGCAGGAUCAGGAUCUGGUGCAGCAGCUUCUAGAAAACCAUUUAAUUUUAAUUUUACAAAUACUGAAUUAUUUAAGUCAUUUAAACCAUCUUAUGAAUCACAAAUUGUAUCAAAAAAUGAUAGUAAAAUAUCAAAUAUAUCAUUAAAUACAGAUUACAAAUAUAAUCAAGACAAAUUUCAAAGUUUACAGACUAGUUCUAGUUCUCAAAAAAAAGUUAUUAUUAAGUUAACAAAUGAUAGUUCACUAAACAUUGUAAGCAAACCAAAUCAAUCUAUUGAAAAAUCACAAAUAGAUGAUACAGUAUAUGAUGAUUAUGAAGAAGAAUAUGAUAGUGAAGAUUAUAAUAUCUCACCAAUACAAACUUCAAUAAAUCCAAAAAUUUCACAAAUUUAUACUCCAGAACAAAAUAAUAGUAAUCAUCAAUCACAAACAAUACAAGCAUCUAAAAAUCAAUAUAAUUUUCAUGUAAAACAAAAUACAAAUACAGCACAAGCUGAAAAUAUACUUCAAUCUGGACAAUCAUUAUCAGGAUAUACUAUACCACAUGGUUUUCGUGGCAGAGUAACAUCUAUAGCUGGUAAUGAAACUAUUGCUCAUAACAAUGGAAAAUCUCAAUCUCAAACAGUUUCUUUAAUUCCAAAGGAAUCAAGUGUGAUUUAUAAAAUUAAAUCACCCAUUUCAGAAAUCAGAUCUCUUAAAACUAAUCAUGAAAAAUUAAUAGAAAAUCAUAUUUCAUCUAAAGAAAACCAAAAACAUCAAACUUCCACAGAAUAUACAAAAUCUGCUCCUAAUAUAUCAAUAAAACCAAGUUAUUAUACAAUUACAAAUAGUAUAGCUGGUAAAAUGGGUGAUAAAAAUUCUCCGAGAAAAUAUGAACAUCGUUAUUAUACUAAAAGUUCAACUUGUGGAUAUUUUACAUUUUCUUGUAAUAUUGUGUAUGGUUCUAAUGGUAGAACAAAAAUUUGCAAGCCAAAAAUGCCAACAUAUCCUGAUGGUACACCUAUGAAAUGUUAGGUCAAUAAUGAUCAUUAACUUUGAAAAUUUUUAUAUUAUUUACAAAAACUUAAUUUUAUUUAUAGAUUAUUUCAUAUUUUAUUAAUAUUAGAGAAAUUUUUUAUUACAACUUAGAUUACUCUCCUUGUUUAUUUUUGCAUUAAUUUUAUGAUCAUUCAUAUAUCUUAUGAAUGUAAUCAUAUUUUUACUAUUUCUUUUACAUAUACACAUAUUACAUAUCAUUUUUUAUUGAGGUACUUGUAUUGAGUGUUAUAUAUUAUAAAUUUAAUGUUACAUCAAUUUUUAAUAUUUAUACUCUUUUAUCAAUAAAACAUGUGUCAA